GUUUUAUGUAUCUGAGCAGACGAAUGAAGCUCCUCGUACUUGUCAAGGAAAAUUAGAACCACGGCAGGCGAUAACAUCUCAUACGAAUCGAAUCUAGGGGUUUCAGAUCAAGCGUUUUCUAUUUUGGUUUUUAAGAGAUGAUCAAGCUCAGGGAUAUUGUUGCUACUCUAUCUCGGCCAUCGUCGUUGGGAACUUUCAACCGUGCUGCAUCAAUGAGCUUCAGUUCGGUCAGGAACAGUGGUGGUAAAUCAACAAUUCCAGCAUGGAUGGAAGCCAUAGACGAGGACUUGGAAUCGGAAGAGAAUCUGAUUAAUAUGUACGAGAGGUGGAUGAGACACACUGAGAAAAUCCGAACUGACAUUGAGGAGAAAAAUAGACGCUUUCAAAAUUUCAAGAAAAACGUAAUGAAACGUCGUAGUGCUGGUAUAUUUGCUGAUACUUGCAAGGAAGAGUUUACAUGCAUGCUGGGAUGCAAUCUCCCCAGCAUCGAAGUCCAGAGGUUAUUGCACCGCCAACACAGGUUGUUUUGUUGUGACCAGGAAGCUUGCAUUUGCUGCAACACCUAGAUUUCUUCUUAGAUUAGGUCUCAUCAUAGACCUUCAUUCAGUUCUUUCUAGGCUUGCAUAGUUUCAGCUCGAGUAAUGGAAGAACAAUAGUUGCACUUGGCUACAUAAGAGAAGAACAUACUGAGUUAAUACUCUACUGAUAUGAAAUCCAUGUAUUGCAUUCUACUUUACGUAGAUGCACACAUGUAUUAAAGUUAAACCUAAUAAUGUAAUAUACUAGGUUAUCCAAGUUCAUAUCUAGUCAUAGAUUGACAAAAAUUAAAGCUAAGUACUAAGUAAACAUGAACAAUUGAGAGCCAAAAAAUAGUCAUCUUAUUGGGAGGGAAGAAUGGAUUCGAGAAGGGAACCAAAUUCUAGUCAAUGGAAGGUCAAAGUCAAGCAACUUGAAAAGAGACAUAUAUUUAAAUUACCAAACCUACCCUCACUAAUCUGAUCAUACAUACAUUCUUUGUCACACAAAAUCUUUUGGACGUGGAGAUUCUCUUUGAAAAUAAUUGGUGCUCUUUACUGUUAUUAAUUAGUGUAACAUACCUAGUAUCUUUGUGUGAUCACCAUUCGACAAUU
This is a messenger RNA of Papaver somniferum (opium poppy), 1130 nucleotides long. RefSeq names its product cysteine protease XCP2-like. Lineage: Eukaryota; Viridiplantae; Streptophyta; Magnoliopsida; Ranunculales; Papaveraceae. The transcript has 4 exons. The coding region runs from base 138 to 566 and encodes 142 amino acids. The record is from RefSeq and is a predicted model, not a curated record.